Messenger RNA from Suillus paluster, 1518 nucleotides. RefSeq lists its product as uncharacterized. The transcript has 6 exons. Bases 24 to 1397 code for a protein of 457 amino acids. The record is from RefSeq and is a predicted model, not a curated record. Lineage: Eukaryota; Fungi; Basidiomycota; Agaricomycetes; Boletales; Suillaceae.
UCUCCAGAGACACCACCAUCACUAUGGCGCAUAUCAACGAAGGUGUCGUGGACGACAAUGGACCUGCUCAUCACGAUGACGAUCCUGGAGCAUACCCAUUCCCGUUCGGGCCAUUCGCUGGUAAACGGCUCGACACCGUCCCCAAUCGCUUAAGGUGGUGGGCAACGCGAGCCCGUCAAAGCAACUCCUGGUAUGCUGCCUACAUAAAGGCCCACUCACAGUACGAAGAACUACUCCUUCAAACCCCUGAAGCCUACCCCUUGCCCUUUGGAGAGCAUGAAGGCGAAAGACUUGAUGAAGUACCAGAACAUCUCAUUUGGUGGGGUGUUCAUCCUUUACGCUCUCAUAAUGCCUGGUACCAAAACCUGGCGGAGGCAAAUCGUCUUUACUUGGACAAGGUAUACGAGAAGAAGACACCAGGCUCAGUGCAGAUCUGGUUUGGACAACAGUAUAAGGGAUAUAGGCUCGAUGACGUUUACAAGCGUCCUGGUUUUAUCAGAUUCUGUCUGAAACCGGAGCAUCACAAGUACCCCUGGUACUACAAGUUUGAAGACCUAGUCCAGAGGUACGAAGUCCAUCUUCAAACCCACCGACGGCCAUACCGCCCCAGAAAACGAGCGCAUGUGGAAAACCCCACAGGGGAACUUCUUGGAAAAUGGAAUGAUGACCGCGGGUCUGCGGAGCCGGAUGAUGACUACGAGCGUGACAGCUUUGUAGUCGAUGAUGACGAUAACGGGGAGGAAAUCUAUCAAGAGGAGGGUAGUAAUUUUGAAUCGGGCAACAACACCGACGAUCCCGCAGUCGGUGACGACAGCGACGGACAGGACAAAGAAGACUACACUAACUCCGAGUCUACAACAAACAGUGAUGCAGAUGGGUCUGUGGUACAGACAGAACGGCUCUCGCCGUCUCGCGCCAGUGCAAGUGCCUCUCGAAGCGGCUCAGAUUCAGAAGAUGAUAUUCCCUUGAACGAAUUGCACAACAAGAUCAGGGUAAAGCAUCUGUCCAACAAGGGAAAAGCAAAGGUCGUGUCCUCAAACAACCGCCGAAGAAGUCAUUGGAGCUCGGGCGAGGAAAGUGAUACCACUGAUCAGCCCGCGCCAAAACGUCUUAAACGCAGGUCCGAACAUGCACAAGGUGCUGAUUCUUUUCUGAGUGUCUUAACUACUGUCUCUCAAUCCGUAGGUCGGCCCAGACCAACUCCCAUCCCUGAUUCAGAGCCCGUUGCUGCAGUUGAUGAAACUGAAACUCCCCGUCACCUGCAACUCCAAGGGAAGUUUGUACGACGCGACGAUGAUGACUCGGACAUACCGGAGUAUGACGUUCAUACGAAUGCACCUUCACGCUUAGGAAGACGUUAUCGUGCACUUGUUCAGUCGGAUGUUGAGGUGUUAUGAUUUCAGCGAGGCUCGAAACCUAUGACCUUCACAAUCAAUGUAAUAACAACCUAAGCUGCGGUGAGCCUAACUAAUAUGGAAGCAAUUUGAAAACUAUGGACAGAUCCCUACCGCUGUACCG